Messenger RNA from Chaetomium globosum CBS 148.51, 528 nucleotides. RefSeq lists its product as uncharacterized. The record is from RefSeq and is a predicted model, not a curated record. NCBI's taxonomy places the organism in Eukaryota, Fungi, Ascomycota, Sordariomycetes, Sordariales, Chaetomiaceae. The coding region runs from base 1 to 528 and encodes 175 amino acids. The transcript has 2 exons.
AUGGCCCUCCCACCCAAGUUCAAAGGCCACCGCCUCGUCUUCACCGACGAUGCCACGACCACGUCCCCCUCCGACCCGCCCCCUCACACCCUCGAGUUCUACCUCGACUACGUCUGCCCCUUCUCAGCCAGUCCGUCCACCCUCCAUCCUCUCACGCUGCGCGGCGUCUCGGACCGCUUCUGGGUGUUCAUCUCGGACCUGUUCACGCACCAGACGGCCUUCUUCGACGAGGCCGUCGCGGGCGAGACGCGCAACGCGACCUACCUGCGGCUGGCGAAGCUGGCGCGCGAGAGCGUGGGCGUGGACGAGGAUGAGAUGUAUCAGCUGUUGGAGGUGAAGCAGCUGGAUGGGGGCAAGAAUGCGAGGAAUAAGGUCACGGCCGACGUUAAGACCGUGGUGAAGAUGGCGAGGUUGACGGGGGUGCAUGUCACGCCGACGGUGCUGUUUAAUGGGGUGGUGGUGGCCGAGAUUGGGAGCGCGUGGACGGGGGAGGACUGGGAGCAGUGGUUGGAUUCGAAUAUCCCGUGA